AUGCCCAAAUUCUUUCAUUACCUGGCACUGGCUGCCCUAACUGCUUCUGCCGCAGCCUUCCCUGCAGGACCGGCUAUCACUGAAGCCCCAAGUCUGGAGAAGAGAUCGAGCUGUACCUUCUCUGGCUCCAAGGGUGCUUCAUCGGCCAGCAAGUCGCAGGCGUCUUGCUCUACCAUCAUCCUGUCUGAUGUGGCCGUGCCUUCAGGAACAACCCUGGAUUUGAGUGACUUGGAGGAUGGAACCACGGUCAUCUUCGAGGGUGAAACCACCUGGGGUUACAAGGAGUGGGAUGGUCCUCUUCUCCAGAUCAAGGGAACCGACAUCACCAUCAAGGGUGCUAGCGGUGCUAAGCUGAACGGUGGCGGCUCCAGCUGGUGGGACAGCAAGGGAAGCAACGGUGGCAAGACCAAGCCUAAGUUCUUCUACGCUCACAGCCUGAAGUCAUCCACCAUUACCGAUCUGUACAUUGAGAAUACCCCGGUGCAGGCUGUUAGUAUCAAUGGAUGUGACGGCCUGACUAUCACCGAUAUGACCAUCAACAACAAGGCUGGUGACUCCGGUGGCGGUCACAAUACCGAUGGCUUUGAUAUUAGUGAUAGUACCGAUGUGGUGAUUACCGGUGCCAAGGUUUACAAUCAAGACGAUUGCGUUGCUGUUAACUCUGGAACUGAUAUCACUUUCAGUGGUGGUGUCUGCUCCGGUGGUCACGGCCUGUCUAUUGGUAGUGUGGGUGGCCGUUCUGACAACACCGUCAAUACUGUCACCUUCAAGAGCUCUACAGUCGAGGACUCCACUAACGGUAUCCGUAUCAAGGCCACUGAGGGAAAGACUGGCACUAUCAAGGGUGUCACCUACGAGGACAUCACCCUCUCGUCUAUCAGCGACUAUGGCAUCCUUAUCGAGCAGAACUACAAGGGUGGUGACCUGAAAGGCGACCCUACCACCGGUAUCCCCAUCACCGACCUCACUAUCAAGAGCAUCUCCGGCGCCGAUGCUGUUGAUUCUGACGGUUAUAACAUCGCUAUCGUUUGCGGUGAUGAUGCCUGCUCUGAUUGGACAUGGAGUGAUGUCAAUAUUUCCGGCGGUGACACCUAUGGCAGCUGCAAGAACGUUCCUAGCGUGGCUAGCUGUUCAGAUUAG
Molecule: messenger RNA, 1140 nt
Organism: Penicillium taxi
Lineage: Eukaryota; Fungi; Ascomycota; Eurotiomycetes; Eurotiales; Aspergillaceae
Product: glycoside hydrolase family 28 protein
Exons: 5
Coding region: 1-1140 (379 amino acids)
Biological process (GO): pectin catabolic process
Cellular component (GO): extracellular region
Molecular function (GO): polygalacturonase activity
Source: RefSeq, a predicted model, not a curated record